Beauveria bassiana ARSEF 2860 is the source of this 315-nucleotide messenger RNA. Its product is annotated as cytochrome c oxidase assembly protein COX19. The transcript is spliced from 4 exons. The coding region runs from base 1 to 315 and encodes 104 amino acids. Gene Ontology annotation, biological process: mitochondrial respiratory chain complex IV assembly. The record is from RefSeq and is a predicted model, not a curated record. NCBI's taxonomy places the organism in Eukaryota, Fungi, Ascomycota, Sordariomycetes, Hypocreales, Cordycipitaceae. Gene Ontology annotation, cellular component: mitochondrial intermembrane space.
AUGAGUACUUUCGGAGCCCCAGGACAGCUUCCAUCGACAAAACCGGCACCGCCACAGCGCGGAAGUUUCCCACUUGAUCACGAUGGCGAAUGCAAAUCUGUCAUGUCAGAGUAUCUGGCAUGUAUGAAAAAGGCUCGAGGCGUCAACGAGCAUGAAUGUCGCAACCUAGCAAAGUCAUAUCUCUCUUGCAGAAUGGAUCGAAAUCUAAUGGCCAAGGAUGACUUCAAAAACUUAGGUUACGCAGAUGAUUCGUCCAAGACGUCGGCGACUGGCGGAGAGCCCGAACAAGGCGUCAAGGGAGAGCUACGAUGGUAG